This is a messenger RNA of Vespa mandarinia (Asian giant hornet), 11299 nucleotides long. RefSeq lists its product as uncharacterized. Lineage: Eukaryota; Metazoa; Arthropoda; Insecta; Hymenoptera; Vespidae. Gene Ontology annotation, molecular function: transcription corepressor activity. Gene Ontology annotation, cellular component: transcription regulator complex; histone deacetylase complex. The record is from RefSeq and is a predicted model, not a curated record. Gene Ontology annotation, biological process: negative regulation of DNA-templated transcription; regulation of transcription by RNA polymerase II.
CGCGCGCGUUUAAGGCGCUCUCUCGGCCGUCAGUUUUGGCCGCGUCUUCGUGCUGCGCGCGCCUUCGCGUCUCUCUCUCUCUCUCUCUUCAACAUCGCCGCGGCAGCCAUCGGAAACGUCGUCCGCCGAAAACCAUAUCUCUCUAUCUUUUCCUUCCUUUCUUUUCUCAUACUUUAACGCAAAGACACCCUAAAUAAUCGAAAGAGAAGAGAGAACGUUGGACUCGUAUGAAAGAGGGAGAGAGAGAAAGAUAGAGAGAGGGAGAUACAUGGCGAGGUAGAGCAGGCGAACACGCGUUUAUUGGUUCUCUCGUGUGUCGUCGUCGGCCGGCGGCCAUCAUGGAAGAAUUGCAGGAUUAGCGCGUUUUAUCGACGAUUUCGAAAGUUUAGAAAAGAGACACUCCUAAUGAUUGAACGUGGAAACACGCAUAUCAUUCGUGUAUACGACAGGUUGGUUUCAUUCGCGGCAUCGACCACGAAGUGUCGCUAGUGUCGUCGAUGAUAAGAAUUUUCCUAGAGCGAGAGGAGAAAGAGGAAGUAGUAGAAGAGUACGGAGGAAGAGAAAGAGGAGGAUGGAAAGCGGAAAGGCGCGUCGCGGUCCUGCGUCGCUCAUCGCCGACAGCGCCUCCAGAACGGGGCGCGUUCGCGCGUGGCUCGAUCGUGAACUGUAGUAGGAGGUGAAGAAGAAGAGAGGGAGAAAGAAAGAGAGAGAGAGAGAGAGAGAGAGAGAGAGAAAGAGAGAGAGAGAGAGAGAGAGAGAGAAAAAGAGAGUCCCCUACACGAAAGGUGUUGGCCCCCCUCCCUUUCUCCCUUUCUACGAAUCAUCGUGUGCCGUGUCCUCGCUAGAGGAGGACUAUCCUUACGGUGGUGAAAAAUGUGAACGGCGUGUGAGCCGGCAUCUUGGGGACUACGAUUCUUUCUCCAAAGACAGUUCAGUUGGCAAACGUUAACCCGGUGGCAACGGUGGCAGUAGCAACAACAGCAGCAUCAGUAGCAGCGGUGGCGCCAGGAUGACCUUAGCCAUUAGCCGCAGGGAGCUUUAAUUUUGGCCGAGUGACAGCGUGCUAGUGGAUACAGAUCCAACUCGAGUUAGCAACAUGACGGCCAUUAACUCGGGUCCGGUCGGGGAGGUGGGCGGCGUUAGGCUGCCACUGCAAUCCUUACAUGGAUACGGUUCCGUGUUCAUGUACUCGGCGUUAACGAGUCCAGGCGGUGGUAGCGGCCAGGCUGGGGGAGGUGGAGGCGAAGUCACCCUCCGCCUCCGCGAACCGGAGGACAUACCAGAGGAAGUGCUCGCUCGUCUCGAGGAUACCGCCACCCUCUCCAUCUCCCUUCAAGGCGACGCAGUCCUGAGGCUAGGGGCGGCUGCCGCAGGAAAUAGCAGUUUGGAACUGUUUGAUAGCGAAAGCGGGCCGGACCUCACGUUAUCGCCGCAAACCUUUACAUCGACGGCGGAAGCUUUCAUCAACGAUAACAGCGAUAGCCUCGGUGUUCCGGGAGACAACGAUACGGGUAGCAGCGAGGAGUCGAAAGCGGGCGCUGGUGAUCCGGGAAAGCGAGGAGUGAAGAGAUCAAGGUCGAAGGCUUCUUCGCCAGUCAGGCAGGGACCACAGCAAUGUCAAAUAUGCGGGAAGGUGUUCAGCAACGCAUCAGCGCUCACGAAGCACAAAUUGACGCACAGCAACGAGAGGAAAUAUGUGUGCCUGAUGUGCGGGAAGGCGUUCAAGCGGCAGGACCACUUGAACGGUCACAGGCUGACGCAUCGGAACAAAAAGCCAUUCGAGUGCCAGGCCGAAGGCUGUGGAAAAUCCUAUUGCGAUGCGAGGAGUCUAAGGAGGCACAGAGAGAAUCAUCAUGCCGGUUGUAAGGGAAACGAAAGUGUCAAUCCCAGUAGUCCGACGACGGGGCCUCACACACCAAACACACCCGGUUCUAAUCCCAGCACUCCGAGUACGCCUGGCACUACCUCGACGUCGAAUGGACACGGGCAUACUGCUUUGAAACAACUCUUAGCCACCGAGCCAACGAACCAGCAACAAAAGAGUGCGUCGUCUCCGGGUGCCAGUAACGAUGGGCUUACGAAACAACAGCUCGAGCUCAUUCAGCAAAUCAUGCAACAAACGCAACAGCAACAACAACAGCAACAGCAACAACAACAGACGUCCGCGCAGCAGCAACAGCAGCAACAACAGCAACAACAACAACAGCAACAACAACAACAGCAGCAGCAACAGCGGAACGGUUCGGCCACGACAACGAGCUCAACGCAAAUCCAAAAGAGCCAAAAGCCAUCAAUCAAAUCUAACGCGUCAUCUGGCAGUCUUCUGAGUAAUUCCGGAAGUACGAGCACAUCCAACAAUGCGCGAUCCAGCCCAAAGCCAAAAAUUUGGAACCAUUCACAGCAACAACAGCAGCAGGCUCAGCAGCAGCAGCAGCAGCAACAACAACAACAACAGGCUCAGCAGCAACAGCAGCAGGCUAAUUCGCCUGGAAAUGGAAACGUUGGGAAGGGUAGUCCCUCACCGGGAAGUUCAGCCUCUCCCGGUGCGGUUUCAGUGUCGAACAAGCCUCAGACCGAACCGAAGCCGGUCGAGUGCAACUUGUGCCAUAGAAAAUUUAAGAACAUACCAGCGCUCAAUGGUCACAUGAGGCUACAUGGCGGUUACUUCAAAAAGGACGCCGAGAAUAAGAAGAGUGAGAAAAAAGAAGUCGUAGGACCUCCUCUACAAACGGCCUCGGUUAGCGUCAGAGCACUGAUCGAGGAGAAGAUCAUUCAAAAGAGAACAACCGCAGCGGACGCGAACAUCAAUCAGCAGCCUCGGGCAAACAGUAGUAACGUGUUCACGAAUCAAGUCGAUGGUGGUUCUCAAAUCAACGGGAAAACUGGUUUUGCUGUACCUGCACCUCCACCUUUAGCGGCAGGCGAGAAAGUACGCAGGCUUUCCGAUGGAGAACAUUUUCGGCAACCGAACGUCACCGUAUGUGGACAUACGACUGUGCAAAAACAACUUCAAGAAGCACAAACGCAAGCACAAGCGCAAGCAUUGGCCGAUAUGAUAUUGAAGAAUACUACCAAAAUGGCUGUGAAGAGGACUACGUCCGACCCUGGACAGAGAUUACAUCUGACGUAUCAACCUUCGGUGCAAUCUGCAGCGAAUAGUCAACAGCAGCAACAACAACAGCAACAGCAACAGCAACAACAACAGCAGCAGCAACAGCAGCAACAACAACAGCAGCAGCAACAGCAGCAGCAGCAGCAACAACAGCAGCAGCAGCAGCAGCAGCAGCAACAACAACAACAACAACAACAACAACAACAACAGCAACAACAACAUCCGAACAACCAAACUCAGGCAACACCUGCCGUCACAGAAUCAUUCACAAUGACGGGAUACUCCGAGGAUGGUGGCUAUUUCAGCCCAAGUCUACAAGACGAAGUAUUUCAGCAGGUUACUGCCGUACCGGAUAGUGUUCUUCUUCAUGCUACUCAAUUGGAUUCCAUUCAAUUUCAGACUGCGAGCUUGUUACAAGAACAAUCCAACGAGCAAUUGCAGGACAUAACGCUUGAGGACAGAUACUCGUCGCAACACACGGUCAAUCCAGAUCUUCAGGCUUUAGUAAACUCGCCGCUUCCAGAUUCUUUAGCAGAGUUCAGUACCUACGGUGCCCAAUAUACAGAAAGUCCACAUACUUUGCCAACACAGUCGCCAUUACCAUCUCCGCUUACCAGACAUGACAGUCCCAGUUUCACAUAUCCAACACCACCGGCCAGUCAGGAAGGACUUCUCACCGGAAAUCUUCCUUUGUUGAGCCCUCAAGAAGACCCCGAAUCGGUCCGUCAAGUUUCGUCGCCUUUAUCGGCGGCUUUCUACACGACGACGAUGUCUUCGGCUGCAGCAGUGGAAGAGGCUUUGAGCGAAGUCUUGCCUGGCGAAUCGGAAGCAGAUGCGGAUCUUUACGGGUCCGGAUCACCAAAUCCACAUUCACCACUGCCAAGUCCACUCUCGGCAACGCCAGCACCUUCUCCUCUUUCAUCUUUGCCACCGUCUUCGGUGUCUUCUCCUGGGCCCGUUACCUUCACCAGUAGCAACUUCCCCGUCUCACCACAUCACGCUCUUCAAAGUCAGAUGAUGCCAAAUUCGGAGGAUCCGCUUUUAUCGUCAGCACCGAAAGACUUCACUACCGCUGGUCGACGUAGAUUCGAAUUUCAAUCGUACAAGCUCAUCAGCAAUCAAAAUCUCGUCGAUUUUGGCUUAGGCAACGGUAGUCUCGCCAGCAUAGUCGUCGACAAUAACGGCGAGUUAAAACUUAUUCAAACAGCAGGUCUUCAGAAGGCAAAUGUUCUUGUGCAAGCGGGCUCUCUUAGCCCAGCAAUUACAUUCAAGAAGGAAAUUCGAUUGGCCACACCAAAAGUCGAUCCUGUUACCAUAAAUCUCGGCUUAAACGUACAAACACAAAAUCAGUAUAACACUGGGCAAUUCAAUCAGCAACAAGUCGUCAAUCCGGCCAAGUUUCUCGUUCAAACUAGUCAUACCGGGAAGAAUAACAAUUCAAGACAAAACAAAAGUAUGAUAGGAAAUCUUUCGAUUCCGGUAGAACAGAUAAAGGAAGAGCUGUUGGACGAGGACGUAUUUCUUAGUCCUAGUAGCGUUUCUGCUGGCAGUCCGAUGCGUCAGUGCAAGAAAAGACCACGCAUGGAUGGUCAAUAUGCCAACAGUUCACAUUCGUAUCCAUCGAAAUUGAGGAAACUCUGCGAUCGGCAUUGGGACAGUAGUUACACCCCACCGCCCAUAUUGAAUCCUUCUCGUCUUGGUCCGGGACUCUACGCGAGACUGCAUCAAUACGAAAAAGACUCGGAUUUUAGCUCGGAUGAUUCUCAAGGAAACGAAGGUCCCCCACCUAGAAUCAACAUAGGCACUAGAUAUCAACCCACUAUUCCACCAUUGGGUUCCGAUGUAGACAAAGGGAAAGGAGGACCCGAAGAGGACCAUCUUCUUUGGGAUCCAGGCAUAAAUGAUUUAAUCACCAACAACGAGCUGGAUAUGUACUUACAUUUUGCCUGUUGUGCUGGCAUACCAGGAGGUGGUAGAAACACAGAGUAUGCGUUUCAUCUAUUACACAUGUGCAAAGGAAAUAUUCAUGAAGCUAUGCUGAAAUUGAUGAGACCAACACCCACGUUACCUCCCGAACAUCCGUUGCUUAGCCACAAAUGCCACGAAUCCGAUCGUUGGACAGCACACGAGAUGGAUACAUUCUAUCAAGGAUUACUCAAAUAUAAUAAGGAUUUCUCAUCAAUUUCGCGAGAUGUAGAGACUAAGUCCGUUAAGCAAUGUGUGCAAUUCUACUACCUCUGGAAAAGACUCUGUCCCGAUGAUUAUAAGAGGCUUCGCGUUCAUCAUGGAAAGCCAAAAAUCAAGAGCGAAAGAAAGGAUUGUAACGAUAUGAGAGAACUUCGCGACGCUAUUUCCUCCGUUACGGAAAUGGACUUUAGCGAAGAGAAAUCAAUCAUUCAUCGUACUUUGUUACAGACAAACGAAAGAGAAAACUCAGCAACUUUCACUACCAGCGAAGGAGAAUUAAGAUUAUUCGCUUAUGAUUGUCCGGAUAGCUUUAGCGGAAGUGUAACAGUAACGAUGGCCGGGAGCACCCAAAUCGCCCAAACCGGCAAAACCGGCCAAGCCACAGUCAACACCAACUCACAAACUCACACUAGUUCUGAGCAACAACUACCCGUGCCUACCCCACUUCACUACCCCUGCAAGAUUUGCGGGAAAGUUUUCAACAAAGUGAAAAGCAGAAGCGCGCACAUGAAGUCACACAGGCCAAUACCAUCCCCCGAUUUUACGGGUCAGGAGUCUAAACGGCCGGCGCAACAAUCCAAGCUACAACAGUUGCAACAACCGAGUCAACAGUUACGGCAGCAACAGCAACAGCAACAGCAACAACAGCAACAACAACAACAACAGCAACAACAACAACAACAAGUACAACAAUCAAGUAGUGCAUCGCCAGAGACUCAAGAAUAUCAGCAACAGCAGCAAGUAUCCUUAACGAAUGGCGACAUCAGCGCUCAAAAUGCAGCGCAUUUAUGGCACAACCCUACAAGACUUAGGCCACCAUAGGGGGAGACCCACGUAGUUCAACUUAAGUUAUCUUAACGAAGACUGUAAUUCUAACGGUAGGAAUUUUGAUUACGAUCGCACGAUAACAUAGGCAGGUUCUUGUUUAUCAGUACGCGAUAUCACGGUUAUCUCUUCCUACCUCAAUGAAAUGACGAAAAGAGUAAGAGAAAGAAAGAAAUCUGAACGGCAUCGCCCGCUCCACAAAAAAGCAAACGUGCUCGAAGAAAUAUGAUUCACAUACAUACACACGCACACAAACACUCAUACACAUAGAGAGAUACACACAUAUUUCAAGGAUUAUCAUCUACAAAAGUAAUUCUUUUCGAAAUAAGAAUACAUUUUAUUUGCGAUCACAAAAGCUGCGGAAUGGAAGCUGAAGAAGAUGAAGAAGAGAAGAUUCAUACAGGACAUAAGAAGUAAGCGCUUUUAGCCGGACUAUUACUAUGAAAUCAUCGGAUAGGUAUCAGGCAUACGAAAUGCACACACGGUGAAUUUUCGCGAAAAAAUCCGAACAUCGUACGCUUCAGAUCGCUGCGUUGCCUAUGAAGUGAUAACGAUAAGACGGCUCCUCUCGAAACAUGCAACCAAAAAUUUCGAACCUCUGUUCUAUGAGGAGACAGGGUAUUCGAUCGUAAUACUUUUUUUUUUCUUCCUAAUAGAAAAAUUACGAAAAAACGGUGAAAAUUAGGACGCACGUUUAUCGUCGGCAACAAGAUAAUGCCAACAGAAUUUCACCUCCAUCGAUGGAUAUGGCCUAACAAAUAAAAAAAUAAAUAAAUAACAAACCGAAGAAAUCAACGUAUUAUAAAGUACACAGUGGAUAGGCAAGCGAAAUAUCGAUUACCAGUGAAAAGCGUAAAUCAAAUGGCGAAAUAUAAAGCUAGUGCGCAGUCGCGAACAAAUAUUUGAUAUAUAUACGAAAAUCGCGAUUUGGAAGAGGGAUGUGUACUUAUUUAUUAUGCACGUGAAAUGUUCCCAAAUUAUGCCACAAGACAUUGCUGUUACCUGUUGCCACUUUAUCAUUCUUUUUUAGUGACCUAAUAAUGUUUAUCUUUUCUCUUUUUUCGAUUUCUUUCUUUCACCACGAGGAUCAAAUUACGAACAUUACUUUUCAUGUUACACGAGUAAACAAUAAUUAUAAUAUUUAACGAAUCAAUUGUAAAGACUAUCAUAUUCUGUCAAAAGAUAUUAUAAGUGAAUCUAUCAAUUUCUCAUUAGGCAAUUUAUAAUUUACAUUUUAGAAUUCUACUUCGCCCUACAUUUUUUAUGAUUAUAAAGAAGAAAGAGAAAUGAUUCGAAAAUUGAUCCUAGAAUGGAAGAAACGAUUGCUUGUACGUUUUCUAACUCUUUGUAUUUAGUUAUUUUAUUAUUAGCAUAUGAGAAACGAUCGAUAAUUAGUCUUUACCGUACGCACAUAAGAUCAUUGAAAAGCUUCCUAAUUUCCUUACCUCUGUUAUACGAAGCAUUAACAAUAUUCGAUCGUAUAAAUUCUAAUAUAUAAAUAUAUAAAUAUAUAAAUAUAUAUAUAUAUAUUGAUAUAUAAUACAUAUAUAUAUUGAUAUAUAAUUGAAAAUAAUUUAUAGUCUAGGCGAAAUAGUUCUCUAACAAGAAGGUUGUUCAAGUUUCGCUCGGAGAUGUCAUGUGACAAUGAGUGUAAUAUAACGAGUACAUAUGCGCUAAUGCAUAAAUAUUAUACAUAUUUGCAUUCAGUACUGGCAGAGGAUAGAGAAGUUUUAUUAAAAAUAUGACUAAAAUACUGGUUAUUAAAUUGCUAUGUGUACAUAAUAUGUGUACAUGUCUGUACAUAUAUACAUCAGUGUCUGUAUGUACAAGUAAAUGAAAUUUAUGCAUAUUAAGUAGAAUAGGUUUUAGGUUGUUUUAGAAAGAUUCUAUAGGUACAUAAACUAAGUAUAUACACUUUACUUGAUUUUCUAUCUUACUAGGGACUACGUGGCGAGACUCUUGCAAAAACAAUGAUGGGCCGCACGAUUUUAAAAUUAAUCAGGAAUAAUGCUUCCUUUUUUUUUUUUUAGAUGGACACGAUGUAACGAUGUUCCUAUAUGUAAGGUGCCUUAAGACGAAACCGUUUUAUUUUUCUCUUAUAUUAUAACUUUUUAUCCGUGCUCGUGAUCUUUCUCGUAUUGCUUUUUAAAUAUCAGACGCACGUUUUGGUUUAUAUUUAACACGAUGAGUUGCGUUGAAUUUUACUGACUGAAACAUGAUAUAUUUACUUACGUACUUUUGUAUUUGAGUCAGAUCCUAAUCUUUAUCUUUUUCUAUUUAUAUAUGUAUAUAUAGGAACAUCUUUUCCAAGAAUUGCAUACAAUAUGUUUGAGAAAGACAAAAUACAUUGCGAAUCAAAGCAAUGACAAAAGGCGUUCUAAGGUUCUAUAAAGUGUUGAAAUAUAUAUGUAUAUUAAGUUUCAUUUAGUGAAACUCUAAAUUGUUAUUCAAGAGAGUUGCCACUGAUCGUAGACGCUAUAAUUCUAUCUUAAAAAUAUUGUUACUGUUAACACUCUUCUUCUUAUUAACUUUUACCAUUAAAUAAAUCACCAUAUACAUUUAAACUUUUUAAACUUUUCUCAAAAUGAUUGCAAAGUGACUGAGGACGCUUUAAAAGAAUCUGCCAAGUCUUGAUAACUUUUAACAGUGGCUUUUAAUCUUCGACUUGUUUCUGUAAAGAGUCCAUGAUUAUUCGGUGAAGGUCUGGUGUCGAAAAGGGGGAAAACAUUUCUCUUCGGGCAUUAAAUGAUCAGAAUACGAUGAAAUUUCAAAUAAUCAAUACGUCAGCGCAUAAUCUUAAUUUUCAAUUAUUUCUUCCUAAUUUAUAGAGACGAUACAGAAAUUAGACACCAAACGUUUCGACCAUGAUUCUCCAUUAUUUAUAUUAUAUAUAUAUAUAUUUAUUUAACUAUUUAUUAUUUAAUUUUCUAAUUAUCUAAUUUAUUAUUUAUUUAUUUAACUGCCUACGUAUGUAUUUAUUUAUUUAUUUAUCUAUCAAUAUAGAUAACAUAUUAUUAAUCCAGCGGAGUAUGACAAAGGGAAUUGCUUUAAUUUCUUCUAAGAGAUCCGAUGUAUCCUCUAUUCGAUAUAAGAUUCUUUUCACUGCUUGUUAACUUACAAAGCUACAAAGACAUUGUCAGUCCGAUAUUUCGUGUGUCAUUCCGGUUAGAUUCAUACGUGUUAAUCACGAUGCUACGAAUAUUUUUAAUGUCCAUGGAAGCACUCCUUUUGUGAUCGUAAAGCAUUCUUGCUUUUGUUACGCCUGGGUAAUAGCCUCCAGUACGAACGACAGAACGUAGAACUAGAAAUCUAUAUAAUAUAUAUAAGGUUCUAGAAUUUCGAAUCUUAAAAUUAGUUUAUUUAAGAAUAAAAUUGUUACGUAUUCCGACCACGGGCUCGAGGCAUAGGUCGAAGGCAACAAAAUUAGCAGACAUAUCAUUUAAGACAAUACAAUUGUUACAGAAACUAAGUUUCUACUAAUAUAAUUAUUAUUAUACGUAAUGUAACUCUUAAACAAAUUUAGAGAUUCAAAGGCAACGGCGUAGAUAGUGAUAAAUGGAAUGAAGCGAUAAAAUUCUUUGACUCUGCAAAUCCAGAAAUCAUCAAGAUCAAAUUAUUUGUGAAAAUAUCAUUUUAAUUAUUUUAAAGCAGUAGCUCUGGCAUUAAAAAAAAAAAAAAGACGACUUAACAGUCGUCAUUUCUUUGUCGUACCCUAUUUUAAUCAAAAAUCACAGAAAUAUAUCGUUUUUAUGACGAGAUAUCUAUGAUCACAAAAAAUUAACUGAAAAUACCGACAUCUGAUUUUCUACUUACUAUGCGAAGGCUUAUAGUAGUAAUAUCUGGAUUUGGAGCAGUAUGGCUAUGUAACGUAUAGAGCUGCUGGAGGCUGCUUACUCAGACAAUGGAGAGAAGGCAUAACAAACGAAGCAAUGAAAUAGUAACGAAGAUAUGCAUGAAUUGUACAAACGAGUCCCUCCACGUCACAGAAAAGAAUGAUAUAUAUAUCUAUAUAAAGAAUAUAUAUAUAUGUAUAACAAAAAUGAUAAAUAUGUGAUGUAUUUAAAUGAUAUGUGGUAAAUGAUAUUACAUUAUUUGUACAUAGACGGACCCGUGCCAUCAACUAAUGAGUUGUACCGAUAUUAUUACUGCCAUUAGUCCUGUCGCAGUAACAUCGAGUUCGAUGAAUCUGGAUGAUAUAUUAAACGCAUCAAAGAAUGUAUUUUUUAUUUUUGUUUUCAUAUCUUUCAAUAGACUAUUUUUAAUGCAUAAGAUUAGACGAAAAAAAAAAAACUAAUUAAGAUUAUUUUAACAUCAUCAUAUGGAUACUGGAACGAAAAUACUUCAUCGUUCAUCGAUUCGUUUGUUUCCAUUUCGUUUAAUUAAUACAUUAAUACAUCUAUCUCGGCGAACUAUAGUUUUAAUUUUUAUAAUUUCUUUUUUUUUACUUUACGCAUCUAUAACAACAAAAUUUCCCAAAGUGAAUGAUUGAUUUUUUUGCAAUGAUAUCGCGUUGGCACAUUUCUCAUGUUUUAUGGCACAAACAAUAACUCGUAUGUUGCAUAAGAUCUCGAUAAUCGUUAACUAAUACUAACAAUAGCGAAAUUUUUAAUGUCUUUUCCGCGGUAUAUUGGUACAACUCGACGAAGAAAGUGUAGCAUGAUUAUACACUCGAGAAAUGUGCUCACGAAUACCGCAUUGAGGAGAUAAAAAAAGGCUAUUAGAUGACUUUUACGGAAAAUUACUCUUAACAAGUGAAAACUUAUUACAAAUUAUCGAUAUUGUAAUCUAUUUGCCCUCUUACCUAUUACCUACUUUAAUGUCUAUCUCUAUACACCAGCAUGGUUCUUUAUACUCUUCUAUUUGAUGUUAUAGUAUUCUCUAUCAACUUUUACUACAAAACGUAUUGUUAAUGAUAUUUUUAAUGUACAAGGACGUGGUCAGCUGUAGGUCGUCCCACGAUCAUCUUCACUCUCACAAUCUUGUGAGGCGACGGCCGAUUUUCAAUAACAAAAGAUAAGAAAAUAACAAAAAAAGAAAAAAAAAAAAAAGAAAAGAGGAAGCAAGAUCAAAAAAUUAAUCUCACAAUGGGAAUAGAUCGAAAUAAUUUGACCUGUUUUGUCAAAUAUUCUGUAUGCAAGACAAAGAGAGCUUAAUGUUAGCGUGAAAAAAAAAAAA